Saccostrea echinata is the source of this 1773-nucleotide messenger RNA. RefSeq lists its product as uncharacterized. Lineage: Eukaryota; Metazoa; Mollusca; Bivalvia; Ostreida; Ostreidae. The transcript is spliced from 3 exons. The record is from RefSeq and is a predicted model, not a curated record. Bases 1 to 1773 code for a protein of 590 amino acids.
AUGGCACCUGUGUUUAUGUCUCCAUCCUUCUUUGAUCCAAGUCUACUUGUAUAUGCUUUAAGAGGUACAAGUCAAAGCAAUGGAAUAAGAUGUGAAUUUUUUAGCUGGGAUUUGUCAAUAAGUGAGGAAGAUUUGAAAGCAUUUUGCUAUAACUUUGUCAAAAAUGGAAGAGCUCAAGGGGUUUUCCUUUACUCAGAAAAAGAAUGGGGAAGAGUUGGAGUUUAUCUUGUUGGUUUCAAGGCAGCCUUUGACUACUGGAGACCUUUUAUAGCAGCAGAGAUUCAGAAGAUGCAAAAGCACAUUUUACCUGAAUCUGAGCCAUUUAAAGUUGGCAUUAUGGAAACAAAGAUUUUUCAUGAAAUGAAAACCAAGCUUGAAGCAGAAUUUCAAGUCCAAAUCAGUUUUGAGUCAGAUAAUGUGAGGAUUACUCCAGCCACACAGGAAGCCAUUGAAAAAGUAUUUAGAAGAGUUAAGGAGAUGCGUGAAGGUUGCAGAGUCUUAGAAUUGCCAUUUGUAUUUUGCUCCUUUCUUUUACAUCAGGGAAGGGCAAAGUUACAUGUAGAGAAUGAAAUUGAAAAAUUGUACAACCUUAAAGUUCACUUAGUACCGAUUGAGGAAAAGGAUGUUUUGAACAUGCUGGCAUUUGAAGAAAAGGGUAAAGGAUUGGGAGAAAUAGAAAUGUUAGUAAACAAAUUCUUAUUUUUGAUUCCUUCAGAAGAUGCUCUUUGUCAGCUGGUUUUUAGUACAGAGAGUGGAAAGGCAUUAUUUGCACAAGUUGUCCAGGAAAAUGAGGGAAAACUUAGCAUUAUAGUGAAUGAAAGAACACAAAUGUGCUGUGUAGGAACAAAGGAUAUAGAAGAAAAGGUCAAGAAAAGGUUGUUGGCAUCUUUGAUGACUCAAGAGUAUGUAGAGCUUCCUUCUGAAGAAGUGUGGAAUUUUUGUGAAAAAUACUGGCAAUUUGAUGACAUCCAGAAAAACUUCCAUUGUGAAGUAAAACUUGCAAAAGAUGUGAAGUUUGCUUGGGCAAUAGUAAUUAAUGGACAAAUGAAAAAUGUCUCUCAUUGUCACCAACAAAUUGCAAUAGCAGUUGGAAAGAUUGAUACAAAACCAGUUGAAUUUCUUAAUUUCACAAAUGGCUUUGAAUCUGAUGUGAUUAAAAAAUUGAAUGAAGAAAAAAGGUGCUUCGUUAACCUAAGAUCUAGGACACCAAUUCCUUGGAAAAAAUGGAUUGAAAGAAGAGGUUCGGGAAGAAGUUUAACUUACUCUCUCAGCUUUGAUACCAUUUCAGUAAUAGGAGCAGAUGACCUCAAAAUAACUCUGUUGCCAGAGGAGCAAAGUGGAGCCAAAAGUAAAAAAGAUUUUCAAUCUCUUGAUGAUGAUUGGGUGCAGAUGUUUGUCCCUUCUAUGGGCGAUGAAAAGAAAAAGGACACUGUUUCAAGAAAAAUAAAUUCAAUUUUGAAUUUGGAGAGGAGAAAUAUAUUGGUGGACUGUGAACGUUUGCAGGAGAAAGAGUUGAAAUAUUGCAUGAAAUUAAUGUGUUACAUUUUAAAUGAAAGGGUUGGAAAAGACCUAGAGAUAUCAAAAUGUGAGUUUCAUGACACCAGACAAGAGAUGUUCUGUUGGAUGACUGAGAUUAUCGAUAAACAUCUCAACAACAAGAAUGUAAAUGUGAUGGAGUGGAAAGGAAGAAUAAUAGACAUGGAUGUUCAGGAGGGGCAGUUAGCCCAUCAGAAGGUAUUGAAUUUUUUAAUGUUAUUAUCAUUUGGUGCUUAA